GACCAACGAAGCGUCGGAUACCACCAACCGAACUCCUUUCGAACUAUUCUAUUCAUUCCGAUUGACAUUGCAAACAUAUUUAUUGUCCUACAAUGUCUUCUAGAGCUUCAAAACGCCGCAGGCUCACGCCGCCGCCCGACGACGAAAACGACCACACUGGCAAGUCGUCCAAGAAGAUCCAAAAGUCUUUCUUCAAGAGCGCUGCCGGCUGGAACCUCGAGCAGGACUACGAGAGCCGCCCGCGCAAGGGAAAGAAGGAUAAGAAGGAGAGCACCCGCCUGCCCAUCAAGACGGCCGACGGCCGCCUCGAGCAGUACCGGUCCCUGCAGGGCGACGAUAACAACGACGAUGCCGACUCGGUCGCGAGUGACGGCGAGUGGCUCGAGGGUCGUGAGGACGAGGAGGCCACCGCCGAGGCGGCCAACGAACGUCUGCGCCAGGAUCGUAGGAAAGAAGAGGAGGAGUCGGAUCUGCCCGAGCCCGUCCAGAUCCACCAGGCCAAAGAGGAGCUCGCCAAAAUCGCCAUGGCGCUGAACGAGGAUCCGGAGGAGAACGUCUCGGCCUUCAAGGCCAUUGCAAAGAUCGGCCAGUCGCGCAUCCAGGCCAUUCAAAAGCUUGCGCUGGCCACCCAGCUCGCCGUCUACAAGGACGUCAUCCCGGGCUACCGCAUCCGGCCCGUCGCCGAGGACGCCCCCGUCGAGAAGCUCUCCAAGGAGGUCCGGAAGCUGCGCGCCUUUGAGCAGGCCCUCGUCUCCGGGUAUCAGGGCUACGUGAAGGAGCUCGCAAAGUGGGCAAAGGCCGAUAUACCGACCACGAGGAAAACGGGGCAGAGCAUCUCGAGCGUCGCCAUCUCGUGCGCCUGCACGCUCGUCAACGCCGUCCCGCACUUCAACUUCCGCAACGACCUCCUCAAGAUCCUCGUCAGCAAGCUCUCCAAACGCAAGAUCGAUGCCGACUUCCACAAGUGCCGCCGCGCGCUCGAGACGCUCUUUGUCGACGACGAGGAGGGCCGCCCCUCCAUGGAGGCCGUCUCCUUGCUCGCCAAGAUGAUGAAGGCCCGCAACUUUGGCGUCGACGAGAGCGUGCUCAACCUCUUCCUCCACCUGCGCCUGCUCGAUGAGUUUGCCGGCAAGGCCUCGCAAGACCGCGUCGACCGGGAGCGCGACCCGGGCGCCCCCCCGCCGCAAUCGCGCAAGAACUUCAAAAAGGAGUUCCGCACCAAGAAGGAGCGCAAGAUGCUCAAAGAGCAGAGGGCCAUCCAAAAGGACAUGGAGCAGGCCGACGCCCUCGUCAGCCACGAGGAGCGCGAGCGCAUGCAGUCCGAGACGCUGAAGCUCGUCUUUGCGUCCUACUUCCGCAUCCUCAAGAUGCGCGUGCCGUGGCUCAUGGGCGCCGUGCUCGAAGGCCUGGCCAAGUACGCCCACCUCAUCAACCAGGACUUCUUUGGCGAUCUCCUGGAGGCCCUCAAAGAUCUCAUCCGCCACGCCCAAGAGGACGCAGAGGGUAACAACCAUGCGGACGACGACGACGAGGAGAACCAAGACGAACAAGACGACGACGAUGACGACGACCUCGGCGGCGCAUCCCGCAACACGAGCCGCGAAGCCCUCCUCUGCACAGUCACAGCCUUUGCCCUCCUCGCAGGCCAAGACGCGCACAACUCCCGCUCCGCGCUGCACCUCGACCUCUCCCACUUCGUAACCCACCUCUUCACCUCCCUCCCCUCCCUCUCCCUCAACCCGGACCUCGAGCUCACCUCCAAAUCCCUCCACAUCCGCCCUGCCCAGGCCGCUGCCACGCGCGACAACCGCGUCAACCUGCAAACCACCACCGUCCUCCUCCUGCGCUGCCUCACGGCCGUCCUCUUGCCAGCCUACCAGAUCCGCUCCGUCCCGCCUCUGCGCCUCGCGGCCUUCAGCAAACAAAUCAUGUCCGCGGCGCUGCACAUGCCCGAUAAGUCGGCGCAGGCCGCGCUUGCGCUCAUGCAAGACGUCGGACACACCCACGGCAAGAAGAUUGCCGCGCUGUGGUGCACCGAAGAGCGCAAGGGCGACGGCAACUACAACGCCCUCAGCGACAGCGUCGAGGGAAGCAAUCCCUUUGCGACGACGGUGUGGGAGGGCGAGCUUCUGCGGAGGCACUUUUCGCCCAAAGUCAGGGAAGGUGUCAAGUUAUUAGAAAAGGAGAUUAAUAGCGCAUGA
Colletotrichum scovillei is the source of this 2201-nucleotide messenger RNA. RefSeq names its product nucleolar complex-associated protein. The record is from RefSeq and is a predicted model, not a curated record. NCBI's taxonomy places the organism in Eukaryota, Fungi, Ascomycota, Sordariomycetes, Glomerellales, Glomerellaceae. Gene Ontology annotation, biological process: DNA replication initiation. Gene Ontology annotation, molecular function: chromatin binding. Gene Ontology annotation, cellular component: nucleolus. The coding region runs from base 93 to 2201 and encodes 702 amino acids. The transcript has a single exon.